AUGACCGUCACCGCGGUAAACAAAAUCCAUCCCGAUGCCGAUACACUCUUCAUACUCCGUAACCCUGGCGCAGCAUUUCCUCCCGCCAAAUUCGAGAAAUCAUGGCCCGACGCCUUACCGAAGUAUCAGACAAAAAUAUCGAAAAGCAAGGAAGCUUCUGUGGUACCGACAAAACACGAGUCAUCGCUUGUCCAGGCUAAAUCACAAUGUUCAGAACUGCGAUUCGGGCUCUCUUCUGCACUUCUAUUUGCUACGUCGUACGAAUUCAAGGACUUGUUGACCGAAAACUGGAACCCACAAGAUCCCGGGUCAGGUUACGAGUGGACACUGGAGGGGUGGAAUUGGGAUGGUGAAGCAUUCUUGAUACUGAUGACCAUACUACACAACAGAACACGAGAUGUUCCUCGCAAGAUCGACCUUGAGAUGUUUGCGAAGAUCGCUGUACUGGUCGACUGGUAUGAAUGCCUUGAGGUAAUGGACCUUUGGGUAGACACAUGGGUCACCAAUUCCGAUGUGAGUCGUGUGAAGCCAUUCUACUCGAGGGAUCUACUUCUCAAUUGA
Fusarium coffeatum is the source of this 561-nucleotide messenger RNA. RefSeq lists its product as uncharacterized. NCBI's taxonomy places the organism in Eukaryota, Fungi, Ascomycota, Sordariomycetes, Hypocreales, Nectriaceae. The coding region runs from base 1 to 561 and encodes 186 amino acids. The record is from RefSeq and is a predicted model, not a curated record. The transcript has a single exon.